AUGGACAGUGGAAAGAACAUUAACAAUCUUGGUGAAGUCUCAUUUUCUUGUUACCUUGGCACAGCAGAAGAGAAAUAUAUACAGAAGAUUACAGAAUCGGUUCAGUAUCCGCAUCAUUCAAUCACUUCAAGCCCAGACCUUCCCUCUUUGAUAACCUUGGAAAGAAGCAAGUCUGGAGACGGUGAAAUUGGCGUCUUUGAAGCUCAGAAAUACUACAACAUGAGAUUAGAUGAUGGUCCAGUUAUUAUUGAUACUGCAACUACUCAUGAUCAUGGCUACAGGAAAGGAAACCAGGUUGAACUUCUCCGUGUUAAAACAAAGAGCAGGCCAGGGACUCCAAGUGUGACUUCUGAAGCAAGUUGGAAUAGCCAAACUGCUCUAUUGCCAACAUAUCAGAGAAGCCUACCUCAAGCUCAAAGUAAGCCUAAAAGGGUACAUGGAAAGAGUGGUCUUUUCUCUGGUUUUAGCUGCCAUGGAUCUUGUACUGAUAAAAAAUCAGUUUAUGUUAGUCCAAAUGUUGAGCAUGCUGAGACAGUUCAGGGAAGAGAUCACAGAAAAGAAGCUACUCAAAUUGUUCUUAGUCCUAACAUGUUGGAUGGUGGAAAGCUGAAACCGAGAUUGAAGGUGAAAGAUGAGUUUCAUAAGCCAAGUCAUGAAAAGACGAGAAGUAGUAUUACUAGCGUGGAAUCAAACAAAGAAGAGAUUGUUGCGAUCCCAGUUGCAAAUUCUGCAGUGAAAAACCUGGCCAUUAAAAGACAGUUGGCAAAAGAUAGAAUCAUAGAAGAAGAAGAAUCACGAAAAUCGCUAGAGGUGUUCGGUUCUCAUACACUGAAAAAGGGGGUAAUUGAAAUGAACCUUGACAGGAAACUUUCUAUGUUAAGUUGGGAUGCAAUUCCAAAGACACUAAAACUCCCAACUUCUUCAUUGAGGAGCCAAGUGUAUGAAGAUAUAGACAGUGAUGGUAGCUCUGAUCUAUUUGAAAUAGAGAACAUAUCAGGCAGUGGACAGGCAUUGUUCACAGGGGGAACAUGUGAUGGUGUAUCUGGCUGCAUGUCUCCAACUCCUUAUGCACGAAGCGAGACCAGCAUUGAGUGGAGUGUUGUCACUGCAAGUGCUGCUGAUUUCUCAGCUAUCUUGGAUUAUGAUGGAUCAAAACUUACAGAAAAUUUUAAUGCUAGUCCUGACGCAAUUCAAGUUGCCAAAACCAAAUUCAUGGUGGAGAAGGAUUCACAAAGUGGUGGUUCGGGCAAACUACUCAGUUGCAAGAGUCAUAAAGCAGUUAGAGUUGCUGAAAAUGCUUACAGAACUAGUGAGAAGGCCAAGUUUCAUCCACAACAACCUCAAAGAUCAGUUAACCACAUGCCAGUAUGUAAGGUACAAGCCAACAUCGAUGAAAGGUUUUGA
Mangifera indica (mango) is the source of this 1404-nucleotide messenger RNA. Its product is annotated as protein PHYTOCHROME KINASE SUBSTRATE 1-like. The coding region runs from base 1 to 1404 and encodes 467 amino acids. Lineage: Eukaryota; Viridiplantae; Streptophyta; Magnoliopsida; Sapindales; Anacardiaceae. The record is from RefSeq and is a predicted model, not a curated record. The transcript has a single exon. Gene Ontology annotation, biological process: phototropism.